AUGGCUAGGACCCGCUUGCGACAGGGAUUGAGGCUUUGCAUCAUCGAUACCGAAGGUAUUGAGCCAGAAAGGUUGGAAACAGUUCCUGGAGAGACCCUGAUGCAUGCCUGGGAUCCUCCCCCGAGGGAGAGCAGCAGACCCGAUAGCAAGUUCUGGAAGGAGCUAGCAGCUUACAAGCCAAGACAUUGGCUACUUCGUGGGCCAGAUAUUGUUGGACUGUCAGCUGGUCAGAAUCUUGAAAUCUUCGAGGUCGGAAGACAUGGGAUUGGGGUGAUGGUCAAAAACGAGGAGGAGGACUUGGUUUGGGCCUUGCAAGGCUACGUGAUCAAUCUUGCAGGCGUUGCAGCAGAGCAAGUGCCCAGCCUUGGCGAGUUCUUGAGGCGAAAGGGGGUCGAAGACCUUGUCAACCAGGUUGCCACUGACUAUCAAGAAGCCAAGCCCUAUGGUAUGUUUGACAAGGCUCAUGUUCUCCUCUCGACCUUGCUGAUUCUUCCGCUCCUGGGUCUCAAUGUCACGGGUUGGAUGCUGACAGCCCAUUCCAACCCUGGCAUUUUGGAGCUUUGCCGUGGCUUGUUUCUCUUCAUCGUUUGCGUGCCGAUAUAUCGUUUCGGCAGCAGUUUUUGGGGAGAGGCCUUUGCAGCACACUAUACAUACCCUUCCUUCCAUGCCAUCAUUACAGUCUGUUCCGUAGCCGUCUCGAUGAUCAUCCCAUACCUCUUCAGAGCUUUGGGCCUUGGGAUUCCAAGCACAAUGAUGAUGGUGAGUUCUGGUGCCAUGACCCUGAUCGGAUGCUCAGUGGUCCAGCUAUGCUGGCAGAAGCGCAUGGGCCGUUUGAGCAAGAACUUCUGGCGACACUUGUUUUGGGGAUGCACCGUUGUUGCUUUGUCCUUUGGUGUUUGGCUUUUACUUUAUGCGGCAGCCUCCGUCUACAUUCUCCUCAUAUCAAUGCAGUCUUCCUUCUCCGUGAUUUUUCUUCCAGUAACCACCUGGUUGCUGGAAUGUGGAACGGUACUGGGGACUACAGCAGCCACCCGCAUGGUGGUCUUUCAUCCUCGCCACGAAGGUAAAGCCAGUGCGAUCGACGGCGAUCAGCGGCUGCACGUGAUUCCGUGUGCAAUUGCUUGCGCCCAUGGAUUUUCGGAAGCAACCAGAUUGGCAGCCACGGUGGCGGGGGCAGUUCGCACAGGAGGCACAGGCGGCAUUACAGCGCUCACUCUGGGUGUUUUUUUGAAUCUUUGGGCGCGCUCUGGCUGGGGCAGGUUUUCUCUCAUUUGGAGCACUUCAAAGAUUUUGAACAUUGCGCCCGAGUUCGUGGCAAAGCGAGUGAAACCUUUGAAAGUUUUGGCCCCCACAUUGUUUUCCAAACUUCAUGAUGAAGUGAAAGUGACAUUGGGAUACCCUCGCUUCGCGGUCCUGGCUGCCCUGGUUCUGAGCUGGCUCCUCGCAGACCAGCUGUCAGCAAUUUUUGGCACCAAACCCAUGCAGCUCCCGGACAAUUGGGAUUCUGCCCUCAUCAUUUGCGGGGUAGCGUUGGCCUUCGAGAUCACGGAAGACAUGAUUGUUCUGGGCAUGGACAGCUGCUUGCAGGCUCCGAUUACUCCAAAAGCCAUGGAGUAUUUCCAAUCGUUUGAAUGUGAGUAUCCGUACCAAUGCCUGGCUGUGGUCAUGCGGGAUGAUUACUUGACUGCCACAAGCUCUCCAGUGCUUCAUAGCCCGUCAUCCCCUGAAUCCCAUGGUGGCAGUGACAACGUGUCUCGCAGAACAUCAGUGUCCAGCAUGCUGAGAAAGGGGCCUUCAAAGGUGGCAAUGGACACGCUAGCCGUGACACAUCUUGGCCCCCGAGACUCAACCUAUUCUGGAACGCUGCGCAGACGCUUUGGCCAACGUUCAGUGGUACAUCAUGCAAAGGGCCUGCACGGUCUCAGGAAGUGCAAGUUCGUGGUUGUGUUGGGCAUGACAAUGACAGCAGCCACAUUUACGCUCAUCCUCUUAGAGCUUCUUCUUGGCCCCAGUUAUGUCUACGGGCAGUGCUCCCAGCCUUUGCCCUUGGUUGAGUCGCUUCUGAAGGCACUCUUUUGGAAUGGGCUAACGUGUGAGUGA
Durusdinium trenchii is the source of this 2100-nucleotide messenger RNA. The record is from the annotation of a GenBank genome assembly. Lineage: Eukaryota; Dinophyceae; Suessiales; Symbiodiniaceae.